AACAAACCUCAAAUUUCCCCCCAUUUCUCUUCUCCUUUCGCUCCCUCCCUUCCUGAGUGUUUUUCUAUUUGUUUUUCUCCCAAAGAUGGCUUGUCAGGGGUUCCAGGGAGGGGAAACCGUGGCGACACUAAAGAGGGAGAGCGAGAGUCUGAAGAAGAAGCUGGAGGAGGAGCGGGGGAAGCUGAGCGACAUAGAGUUGAACCAGGUGGCUGAGAAGAUUGAGGUCUUGGGUGCCCUCUCCAUAAAGACCAGACGUGUUAUGAAGGGUCAUGGGAACAAGGUGCUGUGUAUGGACUGGUGCAAAGACAAACGUCGUCUAGUCAGCUCUUCACAGGAUGGCAAAGUGAUCGUCUGGGAUGCGUUUACUCUUAAUAAGGAACAUGGAGUUACCCUGCCGUGUACAUGGGUCAUGGCGUGUGCUUAUGCCCCCUCAGGUUGUGCUGUGGCAUGUGGCGGAUUGGAUAACAAGUGCUCAGUGUUCCCGCUGUCGCUUGACAAAAACGAGAAUUUGGCUGCAAAGAAGAAGGCUGUUGCCAUGCACACCAACUACGUAUCCGGGUGCACCUUCACCACCUCUGACAUGCAGCUCUUGACCUCCAGCGGUGACGGCACAUGUGCCUUGUGGGAUGUGGAGAGCGGGCAGCUGCUGCAGAGCUUCCAUGGUCACACAGCAGAUGUCCUGUCCCUGGACCUCGCUCCUUCUGAGACAGGAAACACUUUUGUCUCUGGGGGCUGUGAUAGGAAAGCCAACGUGUGGGACAUGCGCUCUGGACAGAACAUUCAGUCUUUUGAGAGCCACGAGUCCGACAUCAACUGUGUUAAGUACUACCCCAGUGGAGAUGCAUUUGCUUCUGCUUCAGACGACGCCACGUGCCGUUUCUAUGACCUGCGAGCCGACCGCGAGGUAGCCGUCUACCAGAAGGACAGCAUCGUAUUUGGUGCUUCCACUGUGGACUUCUCUCUGAGCGGUCGGCUGCUUUUCGCUGGAUAUAACGACUACACCAUCAACUUGUGGGACGUUUUGAAGGGAACUCGUGUCUCCAUCCUGUUUGGCCAUGAGAACCGCGUCAGCAGAGUGAGAGUGUCACCUGACGGCACGGCGCUCUGCUCAGCCUCCUGGGACAACACCUUACGGAUUUGGUCCUAGAGCUGAUAUCACAGUUGGGAUCCAGUGACGACAGCACCAGAAGUCCCAGUCUGAAACCAACACUACUGCAGGAGUGUGUACAUACAAACCUUCAGUGUGUACAAACACACACAGGAGCACCUAAAAUGUCUCUUCUGAAUGAGAAUAUAUCAUUAUAUCAUAACUGUAGUGUGAGUAUUCAUUGAAGUAUUCAAGUUUGGGGUUCCUGAUAUUUGUUAUUGUUAGCUCGAUGACUGAUUGUAUGAAUAUGUAAUAAUUUAUGCUGAUGUAGAGGGAAAUAAUAAUAAUAAUAAUAAUAAUAAUUAAGCCUUUAUUAGUCCCACAAUGGGGAAAUUAUUUCUCUGCAUUUAACCCAUCCCGGAGGAGCAGUGGGCUGCAAUGAAGCGCCCGGGAAAUAGUUGUGAGAGGAAAGAGCUGCAUGUGUCUGCUCUGUCAGGUAGAUCUACAGACAAUAUCAACGAUUAUCUUGUAAAUAAUGAACAUUGGUUAACUGUUACCUUCCCUGCCAAAAUCAAACCCUCCAGAAUCACAUUAUAGGUGUACACACUGUUACAGUGGCACUCUGCCGUAGAUAUAUAUGUGAUUAUCCGAAGGAAGAUUUAAUGUAGCCACCAAUUUGUUUUAUUUCAAUAGAAAUAAACGUCAUAACGGCUUAGAUCGAUCACUUGUGAAAAAAA
Molecule: messenger RNA, 1824 nt
Organism: Anoplopoma fimbria (sablefish)
Lineage: Eukaryota; Metazoa; Chordata; Actinopteri; Perciformes; Anoplopomatidae
Product: guanine nucleotide-binding protein subunit beta-5b-like
Exons: 11
Coding region: 86-1147 (353 amino acids)
Biological process (GO): G protein-coupled receptor signaling pathway; G protein-coupled dopamine receptor signaling pathway
Cellular component (GO): heterotrimeric G-protein complex; cytoplasm
Molecular function (GO): signaling receptor complex adaptor activity; protein binding
Source: RefSeq, a predicted model, not a curated record